UCUUUGUCUCCCUGCACUCCUUUUUGCCUCUAGGGUUUUUGCUUCAGCUCUCUCCUCUCAUAUACUUUUUUUUUGCAUCAAAGGAACAUAGAAACAUAAGUUUGCUUGUUUAGUUCGUUUCAAAAAUGGGGGAUGCAGAGGGUGCUCUUCCACCAUCAAAGAAGAGGGCUGCUGGCAGAGAACUCUCUCGGGAUAACCCUGGUCUUGAUGAUGAAGAAGAUGCUUCUGAACAAGAGACUGGAACUUUUAAGAAGGCCAGUGAUGAAGUGUUGGCAAGCAGAAGAAUAGUCAAAGUUCGCAGGAAAGAAACCACCUCAACCCCCUCAUCCAAUCCUUUUGCUGGGAUUCGUUUGGUCCCUUCUACUGAACCCCAAGCAGCUGGUGCUGAAUCCAGUGUAACAUCCACUGAUCUUACAGCUGAAGCACCAGCUAACAAUGAGAAGACACUUUCAGAAGAUGGAAAAAAGGAUGUUGGCCAAAAUGAAGAGAUUGAAGAUGCAAAUACCAAGCAGUCAGGAAGCAAGACUGAUGAGCCUGUAGGUGAAUCUGAAAAGAGUGAAAAUGAGAAUGAAAAACAGUUGGAAAGUAAGGUUGAUGAACCACCUGCUGAAACUGUUGCAGCAAAGGAGAGUGCUGAGGAUAGGAACAGUGAUAAUGAAGCAACUGAAACGGAGGCUGAUAGUGAAAAACAGCCAGCAGGUGAUGAGACCCAGAAUGAAGAUAAAAAGCAAAAAGAUAAUACUGAUACUGAAGAAAAGAAAGAUAGCACUAAUGAAAAUGUAGGUUCUGCUGAAGGUGCUUCAUUGAGUUCUUUUCAGCAGCUUUCUAGUAGCCAAAAUGCCUUCACAGGACUUGCUGGAUCUGGAUUUUCUACUUCAACGUUCUCAUUUGGAUCUGUUGCAAAGGAUAGUUCUGUUUCUCUCUUUGGACAGAAGAAUAACCAGCCUUCUUUUGGUUUUGGUCUCUCAACGAAUGGAAACUCUUCUCUCUUUAACACAUCAGGGGCUUCAAUUGCUUCAAAGAGUGAGGGAAGUGGUUUUCCAUCCUUGCAGGAGGUUCCAAUUGAGACGGGGGAAGAGAAUGAGAGAGUGGCUUUCUCAGCUGAUUCAGUUCUGUUUGAGUUUAUGGAUGGAGGGUGGAAGGAGCGUGGGAAGGGAGAACUUAAGGUAAAUGUCUCCACAACUGAGACAGAAAAGGCCAGGUUGCUGAUGAGAGCUAGAGGAAAUUACAGAUUGAUUCUGAAUGCCAGUCUCUACCCAGACAUGAAGCUGACGAAUAUGGACAAGAAAGGCAUCACUUUUGCUUGCAUGAAUGGUAUUGGCGAAGGCAAAGGAGGGUUAUCGACUUUUGCCUUGAAAUUCAAGGAUGCUUCUAUAGUGGAAGAGUUUCGUGCAGCCGUUGUGGCAAACAAAGGCAAGACAGCAGCUGCUCUUAAGACCCCAGAAAAUUCUCCUAAAGCGGCGGAGGUCUAAGAAGUGUUCCCACUUCCCAGGUUAAUCUUUGCAUUUCUCUGUGGAAGAAAGCAUCUCACAUUGAGUGUCUAUUUCCUACGCCUUUUUUCUGUAGCAGAGUCAGGUUCCAAUCUUUUGUUGUUUAACUUAUAUGUAGCCUGCGAAUGCGGGAUAAUGUUUCAGCUUCUUUUUUGAGUCUCUGUUGGAAAUAAACUACCGUAUAAACUAGCCGGCUAGAAGACGUGGAAUCUUUGACUGUUAUUAUAGUUGCCCCUUGAUCCUGGAUGUAUGUGAAAUGCAAAAUUGCAUGGCAUUUAGGACAAUGUUCUGUUG
Rubroshorea leprosula is the source of this 1784-nucleotide messenger RNA. Lineage: Eukaryota; Viridiplantae; Streptophyta; Magnoliopsida; Malvales; Dipterocarpaceae. The record is from the annotation of a GenBank genome assembly.